Halichondria panicea is the source of this 2508-nucleotide messenger RNA. RefSeq lists its product as uncharacterized. The coding region runs from base 92 to 2317 and encodes 741 amino acids. Gene Ontology annotation, molecular function: protein binding. The record is from RefSeq and is a predicted model, not a curated record. The transcript is spliced from 17 exons. Lineage: Eukaryota; Metazoa; Porifera; Demospongiae; Suberitida; Halichondriidae.
GGGUGAUGGUCCACUGAUCACAAGCAUGCUUUCCUGACAAGUACGUUUCAACACUACAGACUCGAAUCAGAGGAAUACAGAUUAGCAAACCAUGGCUAGUGUCGGAGGAGCUUCGAUAGACGAUGGUAUGGACAACGUUGAGCUAACACAGAGUCAAGACACAGGGUAUCGUCGCUACAGAGACUUGCCUCACCGUAGCUUCAAUGAAACACUCAAAACUCACUCCAGCUUUGCAGUGAAGCUCUCCGAGACAGCUGUUGAUUUUCUCAACAAAGUGGCAGCGGCCGAGGAGCAGCACGCACAGCAGCUCAUGAGUAUCGUUAAGAACUACCGUAAAAAGACGGCAGACAACCUCAAGAAAGACCCGCUGAUGGUCAACAGUACAGGGUUCAGUGCGUGGGAGAGUCUGAUUGGAGAGGUGGAGAGAGAGUCGAGGAGCUGUACACAACUCUCUCAGAAACUCACAACCUCCGUCAGUCAACAACUGAGUGACCUCACUGCUCGAAAGAAGAGUCUUAUCAAGAAGUGGUUUGCGUUUCGUGACGUGUACAUGGGUCGAGUGGACAAGAUGGAGGACUUCACUGGCAAGAUGUACAGAGAGUAUCAGGACCAGUGGACAAAGUACGCAGAGGCCCUGGAGAAGGGGGAGGAGGCAGUAAAGGACUCCAUGGUGCUGCACAGCUACAACACUCACAAUGACUAUGUGAUGCAACUGGCUGGCUUCAACCACCUCCACGAUGAAUUCUAUGGCAAACAAGUCUUCGACAUGCUCAACGAACUGCAGGCAGUACACGAGGAUUUGGUGAAGGGGUUCAAACAUUGUCUGCAGAAGAGGAUUCAGUAUGGAGAGGAGAAGUUGAAGACGUCUCUCUCUCAUCUUUCUGACCUCCAACAAGUCCUCGACUCCAUCAGUGCUCCAGCCGACAUCUCGACCUUUGUUACCAAUCAAAACGUCCUGGUUAAAGAGUACCCUCCUCCUCCGUGUCAGUUCAAAGCUCCUGACCUACCCACUCCCAAGCUACCCGACACACCCCCUGUAGACUUGAGCCCCCUGGAGGGCCACCUGCAGCUGGUGGACAUGACCCAGGCUCCCCUCAUCCACGCUCACGAGGGCAUCAAGAAGAACGAGAGUGACGUGGCCACUGCUCUGGAGCAACUGCAUAAAGAGUACCAGUCCGUCAAGACACUACUCGACAGUUACCGUGACAACCCGGCCCUGGGCGACCCCAACUCGUUGAUUGAGGAGCUACUGGAGAUGAGGAAUAAGAUCAGAAUAAAAGAGGUGGAGCUCAUUGUCAUCAGGGGCAAGCUCUCACUGUUCACUCACCUGAAUGUGGAGGGUGCGUCACCAAUAGGAUCACAGAUCAGUAUGGAGGAGAACUCCCUCUCCCCCACCAACCUCUCAAGGGGGCGUCCAAUCAAGACCAGUACGACCUUUGUACUCGGGCGAAGUCAUGAGUUUUUGGAGGACGAGCGGAAAAUCAGAAAAUUGCAGUUGUGCUCCUAUUGCAAGGGAGUCAUUCAACCUCCUAUCUCUCGAGGCUUCAAGUGCAAAGUGUGUAAGACCACAGUCCACAUCAAGUGCCAGAACUACAUCCCCUACUGUGAGGGGCUACCUCCAACCAAGGACCCAGCAAAGUUUGCUGCAUCCGUGUCUAAAGUGACCAAUCGUCUCUCGAUGCUCCUACAACGCAAGACCAGCAACGCCCCCAGCAGCAGCGGUGGCUCUCCCACUGGAUCAUUCGAUGAAUUUGGGUAUGAUGAGGAUGAGACUCUGGGGGGCUUGUAUGAGCUGCCCCCCCAACCUCCGACUAGAACCCCCUCCAGGAAGACCACCUCUCCUGAACACCUUCCUAAACCACCACCUCGUGGAGAAUCACUCUACUCAAGGGCUGAGAUUGAAGAUGCCCUGACCCACCAUAGCUUUGAGCAGACCGUAGAGCUGGCUGAUUCCUACAGCUAUUGUGUGGCCAUGUAUGACUACACCAAGGUCAACCCUAACGACGUUUCUCUCAUGGCAGGGGAUGUGAUAGCUCUCAUAAACACGGCCAGUGGAGAUUGGUGGAAAGGAUCUGUUGGAGACAAAAAGGGUUAUUUCCCAGCCACAUACGUCCAACUGGUAUCCCGUGGCAACAUUAUCAUGAGAGCAAUCUAUGACUACUCCCCUCUAGACUCUGGGGAAAUCCCCUUGGAGGAAGGACAGAUUGUGAUUCAGACGCGGUGUGAGGGAGAUGGUUGGCUGUUUGGCAAGUCGGGAGUGGAUAAUGAGGGACUCUUCCCAGAGAACUAUGUGCAGAAGUUAGACAUUGUUAGCUAAUUAUAUAUAGCAAUAAUUAUAUUUUUCUCUUUGUUAGCAAUGUAAUUUUCAUCUGUGUGCAAUGCUAUUACAAUACUAUUGUAGUGUAUAUACGUGAUAUAAAUUCACUGCUUUUAAUUUAUUAUUACUGUAGCUAUAAAGUGAAAACGAUUGCCUGAAUGUUUCCUACAUGUAUAUACUGGUAUACCGUA